ACAAUCCAUCAGCGACUUGCAUGCUGCUUAACGCCUCAACCACCACCACCAUGUUUCUUGAGUGUAGAUUUUUGUCGGCUUUGCAUUUGUCGGCUUUGCAUUUUAAAUGUUCAUUUCUUGGUGAGGCCUCCCUCUAAUUACCAAACCUUCAGAAGCAGACACAUCAUAUUUGGUUUUGCACAUUUUUUAUAUCAAGAAAUUAGAAAAUGGUGUGCACGUAAUUAAUACAUGGAACCCACAUAACAAAAAAAAACCUCUGAAUCAUUCUCAAAGAGCACAUCCAUCACUAAAAUAACAAGAACAAAUCUUCAGAAAGACGAGCCACCCACUAAGACUUGACCUCAAAACAUACAAGCACAGAAAUGAAAAAAGCUUAACUAAACCCCUAUAAAUACUUACAAUUAUUAGCCUAUUUACAUAUUCAUAUACUCUAGAAAAAUGGAUAAAAAUAAAACAACUCAAAAGCAGAAAACGAAAGAGAAGAGCAAAGGUAACAACAACAACAAGACCAAGUUCGUGGGAGUUAGGCAAAGGCCUUCAGGAAAAUGGGUGGCAGAGAUCAAAGACACAACACAAAAGAUACGCGUGUGGCUUGGAACCUUUGAAACCGCAGAAGAAGCUGCUCGAGCCUACGACGAAGCUGCCUGUCUCCUACGUGGUUCCAACACCCGCACUAAUUUCGCAAACCAUUUCCCAAACAACUCACAAUUGUCUUUGAAGAUCAGAAACCUCCUUCACCAGAAGCAGAGCAUGAAACAACAACAACAACAACAACAACAACCAAAACAAAACAAACCCGUCUCUUCCUUUGCAGAAUACACUUCCACUGCAACUACUCUCACCUCCAACACCACCACUACCACAGUGAUGCCGCUCAACAAUGUGUACCGCCCUGAUUCAUCGGUCAUAUUACAACCAGAGCUUCCUUACACCUGGCCCCUUGUCUCUGGAUUCAACCACCAGCUUCCGAUGACUCAUGUAGGAGAAGGCGCACACGGACAUCUCAACAAUCCAAACUCAACUGAUCAACAUUUGGGUCUAGCAGAUAUUGAAAGACAGAUAUCUGCAUCCCUAUAUGCAAUGAACGGAGGUAACGGCUACUAUGACAACAUGAAUGCAGAGUGUGCAAUUUUCGAUCCAAUGGAUCCCAUUUGGGAUCUCCCUUCACUCUCUCAGCUCUUCUGCCCUACAUGAUCUCUCAUUUAACAUUUCCUUUUAAGUUACAUGUUUGUUUUUGGAUCCAUGAAUGUAAA
Messenger RNA from Raphanus sativus (radish), 1253 nucleotides. Its product is annotated as ethylene-responsive transcription factor RAP2-11. Bases 439 to 1194 code for a protein of 251 amino acids. NCBI's taxonomy places the organism in Eukaryota, Viridiplantae, Streptophyta, Magnoliopsida, Brassicales, Brassicaceae. The transcript has a single exon. Gene Ontology annotation, molecular function: DNA binding; DNA-binding transcription factor activity. The record is from RefSeq and is a predicted model, not a curated record. Gene Ontology annotation, biological process: regulation of DNA-templated transcription.